This is a messenger RNA of Kwoniella shivajii, 1725 nucleotides long. RefSeq lists its product as uncharacterized. The record is from RefSeq and is a predicted model, not a curated record. Bases 1 to 1725 code for a protein of 574 amino acids. The transcript is spliced from 4 exons. NCBI's taxonomy places the organism in Eukaryota, Fungi, Basidiomycota, Tremellomycetes, Tremellales, Cryptococcaceae.
AUGGCUAACGACGGCGGAGGCCAUGUUGACAUUAAUUCCGAUAUGAGCUCCUUAAAUGACGCUAUUGCGAGUCUGAAUCCAAGCGAUCUGCGAAAAAAACCUAACAUUGUUCCUAAACGCAGCUGGAAGUAUAACCCUUCACUAAAUCUCUCAGAAGCUCCUCUUGGAUCCAUCAAGCAGGGUGGCUCUGCUGCCUCUUUAACGGAAGGCUCGACAGAUGUUCCAGAGAGGCUGAAAACCAAAGGGGGUCAUGGUGGUAUCACCGUCACAGAUGGCGGACGGACACUGCACAAACCAACUUAUUAUGAAGAAAUCCAGUUUUACAGAGAAGCCCAGAAAAAAAGAGGUCCACUGAACGCUUUGAGACCUUGGUUACCAAAGUAUCACGGAUCCUUUCGGCAUCCAGCUAAAGAUCCAAACGGUAACAAGAAAUCUGAUCUCUUCACUCGAUCUUUGAAAUUAGAAAAUGUUCGAUACGGACUCGAGCCUGACACAAUCACCGAAGCUGAUACCAAAUUGGGUACACUAUUGUACAACCCCAAUGCAACUGAUAGCACGCCUGAGAACAUCAAGAAAAUGACCGAUUACGCUGAGAAAAGUACAAGUGCAACACAAGGUCUCAAUUGGAUCUGGAGUAAGAGAAGUCGAAGAAAUCCUCGUUCCUGCACGUGGGAACCCAUCACGGCAGACAUGUCAAUUGGAGGUUCAUUGAAGAGGGGAGAUUGGGAUUAUGAGAGAAAAGACGCACCGACGUUACAAGAUGUUUUUAACGCUUUGUACAAAACUUGUGAUCAAACCAGGCUAUACAGUAUUCAGGAACCGUUCGAACCUUUGAAAUGGGAAGAAAAUUUUCAAACAGCGGCAGACGAUCCUCAAGCAUCGGGAAAAGAUCCGCAAACAUCAGAACGUACUUCGAAACCUUAUCUCACACCUUACACCAAUAUAUAUGUAGCCACAACAACGGCAAACAAAAACACUGUAUUUUCAGAUGCCGAAUCUGCAGAAAUUGGAGUAUUGGAUUUAGUGUUAUUACGAUCGGAGCUCAAUGAAUUACAGUCCAAAAUAUCAACUGCACGUGAAACUAGAACCCAGAUUGAAGGAUUGAAAGAAGCAGUUAAGAAUACAAAAUAUAGACUUACAGGUACUUCAAUGUACAUUGUACAAGGUACUCCCCUACCUGACCCCAGCCAACCGAAAUCAACCAGGAAACCCAUAUAUUGGCCGGAGAACUUCGCACAAAAAUAUCGUUCGGUCGUCAAAUCUGAGGAUGAAUGUACGUCCUUGAAAAACACAUCCGGUAUCCAGGUACCUUCAAAAUCAGGGUCUGCGAAGGAAAAAGUUCUUGGAAUUAAAAGUGAUUAUAUCCCACCUUAUCCACAAGUAAGAGUUAGGGCGAUCGAUUUCGCGAGAGGAUCAAAACAUGACGAUUACGACCAAGGUACGAUUCAGGGUUUAGAUACAGCUUCAAAUUGCAUUGGAAACAGCUUGAUGGAGAUGGAAAAUGAGGAAACCAGACUUCUCAGUCUAUACGAUACUCAUAGAAAACGAAUCACGGAUACAGUGCCUAGUCAAUCGGAUUUCAAGUCAUCGACUGAGCCCACGGAAUUUAGGAAUCGUGAGAGGAGUGAUACGAGUGAUAUGAGUGAUGAGAGUGAUAUGGAUGCUAUGAGUGACAUGAGUGAAGAGGUUGAUCAGAGUGAUAUGAGAUCAUGGUGGGAAGAUUGA